GCAGCAGGACGAUGCUUUGUACUUCUCUUUUCUGGCAUUUUGAAACAAUAAAACACGGUGCGAUGUCAUUUAGUUGCCCCUUGAAGAACCGAACAUAAGCAUACUGCAGCAGGGAUGCUCUGCCUUGGGCUUGUGGGCUACAUCUGGCCCGCAGAGCAGUGUUGCACAGUCCGCAGAGCUCCCCGUGGGUCCAGCAACUCCGCAGCGGGGAAGCAGUGACAGCAUUACUUGCUGCCCCCUGCUGCUAAAUUUCUACACUGUUGAUGUUUGUUAUAUGACCUCUGUGCAAUGAAGAAGGCCUCGCAACAAAGAACAUCACCCAAAAAAACACAGAUGUCACCCUCUCGUACCCCAAGUCCAAUGUCUACUCUCAGCUCAAGCACCAGGUCACCAUCUCCUCUCAGCAGGCAGGGAACUACAGCUAAUUACAAACCCAGGGGCCAGAGACGUCGACAACUUGAUGUUGCAGGGGAAAGUGAUGUAGGAGCUUCUUCUGAAUACCAGAGUGAGAAAGAUGAAGAUAGCCCAGGCGUUCGGUACAUUACAGAGUCAUUGAUUAAAAACCUGUCCAAACAGGAAAAUUUGGCAUAUGUAAACUCACUGAAUCUUUCUCUUGGUAAGGAUUUGGACAAAAAGUUUAAGUAUAUAGAAAAUUUGGAAAAGUGCUCUAAACUAGAAGUACUAAAUCUCAGUAACAAUCAAAUAGAGAAGAUUGAAAAGCUGGAUAAACUGCCAAAGUUACGUGAACUCAAUUUGUCCUACAACAAAAUCAGUAAAAUUGAAGGUAUAGAACAUAUGCAGCAUCUUCAAAAGCUGAACCUUGCAGGGAAUGAAAUCGAGCAUAUUCCUGUGUGGGUAGGAAAGAAAUUAAGAUCCUUGCGCAUCCUUAAUUUGAAAGAAAAUAAAAUAUCCUCACUCCAUGACAUAGCUAAGCUGAAGCCACUAAAAGACUUGACUUCUCUGUUUCUGGCAAACAAUCCAGUUGUAAAUCUGCCUCAUUAUCACCUGUAUACCAUAUUCCACCUGAGGUCACUAGAAAACCUUGAGGGACAACCAGUGACAAAUCACGACAGGCAGGAGGCUCUCGAGAGGUUCGAUUUAGAAGAGAUAGAAAAGUUAGAAAGAGAUUUGGAGAAAACAGUAAAAGAGAUGGAGGACCUUAAAAUUAAACAGUCCCAAGUGCUUGAGCAACUUCAACAUCAAGAUGAAGCGAACAGAUCAUUAAAAGAGAAGGCCUUGCAACAGAAACAAAGUUAUAAAGAACUUCAGAGGGACCUAGACACCAAAAAUGAACUGCUGGUAUCUUGGUUUGUCACAGUUCCCUUUCUGCUGAGCCUUUAUUCCUCACUAAAGCUAAAGCAGAAGACUGUGGAGUUAACCCGAGCCUGCCAGAAGCAAUAUGAAUUGGAGCAGGAACUGGCUUUUUAUAAGAUUGAUGCCAAAUUUGAGCCAUUGGGUUACUUUCCAUCAGAGGAUGUUGAACUUGAUGAUGUACCUGGUGAAAGUCCUUACAUCGGUAAAGCUAGAUAUAAGAGAAACAUGUAUACCAGAGAAAGUUACAUUUCUAAUAAAGCGCAGCAAAUUCAAGUUAGAAAAAUAGAAGCAGAUGAAGAUGAUCUACAUAGGAACCAAGAACUUAAAUCACAGCUUCAUCAAACUCUAGAUAGAGAACUAGAAGAUAAAGAAAAAAAGAUACAAGAAGCGCAAGGAAGAUUAGCAGAAUUGCAAAAUGAAAUAGUAAAUGGAGAACAACAAGUUUUGAAAGCAACAGUGGAACUUAAACAACUUCAGGAUGCUUUGGCUCAGAAAAAAAUUUCAGAAGCCAAUACAGAAACUCUUCAACAGCAAUUGAGUGUUAAAAUACAGCUCUUAAAUCAGUUACGAGAUGAAGCUUUGGAAUUGGAAAAACAGAUGGAAAAGCAGAGACGAGAAAUGGGGAAAAAGCAGAAGGAGAUCGAAGACUUGCAGAGCUUUAUAGAUUCUUUAGAUCCUAAAGAUCCAAGACAUGCUCACAUGAAGGCUCAGAAAGCAAGUAAAGAGCAGCAACUUAAUAUGAUGAACAAGCAUUACAAAGAACUUGAAAGUCGCCUGGAUGAGAUGCUUUCUCGGAUCGCUAGGGAAGCUGAGGAAAUUAAGGACUUGGAGCAGCAGCUCACAGAUGGUCAAAUAGCAACAAAUGAAGCACUGAAGAGGGAUUUAGAAGGAAUUAUCAUUGGGCUACAGGAAUACCUUGAAAGUGUUAAGGGUCAGGCCAAACAAGCCAAUGAUGAAUGUAAGGAGUUACAAAAAGAUAAAGCAGCUUUGCUACAGAGGUUGGCUGAACUAGAAGAGGAAAGAAACCAGCUGGAAAUAGUUGCCAUGGAUGCAGAAAACAUGAGAAAAGAAAUUACAAAGCUAGAAACCACACUCCUCGAGCAGCGUGAAAUGAAUGAUUCUCUCAGAGAGGCACAAGGGGAUCUCAGUGCAUAUGAGGCUGAACUGGAGGCUCAGUUGAAAGACAGAGAUGCUGAAGCCAAUCAACACGAGGAAGAGCUGGAGAGACUGAAACAACUUAGUCAGAUGGAGCUCUCAGCUCUGCAAGAUGAACUUGACAAAGAAAAGCAGGCACUGGAAAAUGCUCUGACCAAAGCACAGAUGUCAGAAGAGAAGGAACAGGAAAACAAUAAACUACUGUCCCAGCUCAAACAAGUGCAGGGAGACAAUAACCUUUUGAAGCAACAGCUUAAAGAUCUUCAAAAUCAGCUAAACCAUGCAAUUGAUAACUUAAUUCAUCCUGAAGAAGUCUUAGCUCGUGUAAGUGAACUCAAACGAAAAUUGCAGACAGGAGCUGGAGAUAUUAGAUGUCAUAAUUCAAAUGACACUUUAGGAAAAAGCCUUGCAGACCUGCAGAAGCAAUUCAGUGAAACCCUUGCUCAUUCACAGCAAGAAAAAGAGGAGGCAUGGGCUAGACAGAGGCAGCUACAAGAAGAGCUGGCAUCUCAGCAAGAUAUAUUGGAAGAUUCAAAGGAAAAAUACAGACAGGUUAAAUCUGAGAAGAGGCAGAGUGAGAGCAGGCUUCAUCAGUUAGAGAAGAAAAUUCAACACUUACAUGAAAAAAUAAAAAGUAUGGAAGAAAUACAGGGCCUUGCAGAUCAACAACUUCAAGAAGCUGAUGAGGAAAAGGAGAAAAUUCUUGCUCAGCUGGAAGAUUUAGAGAAUAAGAAAAAGUUGGAAGGUGCCAAGGCACAAAUGCAAUUUCUUGGCCUAGAUAAAGAACUGAAGGAAUUAAAGAAAGCAAUAGUUGCUUCGGAUAAACUGGCAGCCACCGAACUCUCUCUUGCCAAAGAUCAGCUGCAGGCUCUUCACGGAACCGUUCUCAAAAUUAACCAAGAGCGAGCUGAGGAAUUUCAGGAAGCAGAGGAGUUCUGUAUGCAGGCAGCUCAUGCAGCUCGUGAUCUUGCCCGAGCAGAAGCGGAAAUCGAAUUGUUGCAACAACUUCUAAAAGAAAAGGAAGAACAGUUUCAGCAUGAAAUGGAGAGAGCUGACGCUGAGGCUGUUGCAUCAGAUUUUCAAAAGUUUGAUCUUGAUAAAUUAAACCAGACUCUGAAACAUCAGAAAGCAGAAAUUGAACGACUGCGAAGGUUAUUAGAUAAUGUCAGGGCAGGUAACAAGGAUGAAAUACACAGCUUACUGGAUGAGAUAGCAGCACUCAGACAUGCCCUUUCUUAUCAGAAUGAUUACAUCAGCAGUAUAGCAGAUCCAUUCAAAAGAAGAGGAUAUUGGUAUUAUAUGCCACCAUCAUCAGAAGUCUCCACUCCUGGUUCUUACAGCACAAAAGACUCUGGAGUUGGCUUGCAGUGUCCUGGCUCAUCCCCAGCUAGAAAGGCCCAUGGUCAGGGCAGGCAGAUCAGGAAGGAAGACUCUGUCUCACCCACUGCAAGAGGAUAUUGGGUGUAUUCACCAGUUAGAAGCAGGUUGCACAAAUCAGAUUCCAAUAAAAAUGGAAGAGAUGAAGAUAGCGGAGGAGAUGACAAAACGGAUGUUCCCAGGGAGCCUCCCUUUGUACCGCCUCCUGGUUCUGUUAUUUAUACCGUACUUCCUGAUGGUGGCCCUGUACCCCAGGGGACAGUAGUUUAUGGACCACCUCCUUCUGGACCAGUGAAUGGUAGACCAGUUGCACCUGGAACAGUUAUCUAUGGACCACCGCCUGCUGGAACUCAUGUUGUUUAUGGCCCUCUUCCUGCUAACUUUUCUGUCCCCCUCAUUCCUUUUGGAGUGCUUCACUGCAAUGUUCCUGAGCAUCAUGACAUGGAAAAUGAAAUCUCAAGGCUUGAAGACAUUGUAUAUCAUUUAAGGUCUCAGAAACGGGACUAUACGUGGCCAGGCAUGUCUGUACAUAAACAUAAUAAAGAAAUGGAAAAACUGCAUCAGAACAUUGACAAUCUCCUACGUGAAAGGGAAGAACUGGAACGUGAAGUAGCAGAACUACGUACGGCAGCCGAGAAACGUAGCAAACGCAAGAACUUCACUGAAGGGCAUAUUGACAGCCUUAUUACAGAACUAGAGUUAGAAAAAUCUCUCAGACACCAUGAGGACAUCGUGGAUGAAGUCGAAUGCAUAGAACAGACUCUUCUGAAACGACGGGCAGAGCUCAGGGAGGCAGAUCGACUUCUUGCAGAAGCUGAAAACGAACUUGAAACUACUCGGGGGAAGACCAAAGACACUAUUCAAAAGUACAAUCAUGCCAAACAGCAUUUGUCUCACACCGAAGCUGAGGCAAAGGAGUUGGAGCGAAGGGCUCAGGAGAUGGCUGUUAAGCUUGUGAAAGCAGAUCAGCAACUAAGGUUACUCCAAGCAGAUGCAAGGGAUUUAGAGCAGCACAAGAUUGAACAAGAAGGUAUCUUGAAGGAAAUCAAUAGAGUCGUGUCAUUGAGAGAUUCUGAGUUCCAGUCCUUAGGCCAGAAGAUAGACAUCUUGACGGAAAGUCUUCAGAAGCUUCAAGCAGACAUUCAGGUUGCAGAAGGUAAUGAAGAUCAUCAUCUCCAGAUCCUGAAAGAAGCAGAAAAUGUUCUGCAGGGCAAGAAAAAUGAGCUGGAAAGAUUAACAGAUCAGAUAACCACUCAACAGCAAGAGCUGGUGCUCUUGGACCAAGAACUGGAUCAAAGGAAAGAAGAGUUGCGUCUCCUUCAAGACUGCAUUGCCCAAAGGAAAGCAGACCUCAAAGAAGCUCUUCGAGAUGGGGAGACAGACGUGACUGAAAAACGACGACAGAUAAGGGACGUGAGGUGUCAGCUGGAAGAACUGAGUGUGCAGAAAGGAGAACUGAAUGCCCAGAUAAAUGAAAAAAGAACACAGCUUUCCCUUAUAAAGCAAGACACCGGGAGAGAGGAAGAAAAUCUGCAAGGAAUACUUGGACAAAUUGCUAAGCACAAGACGGAACUGAAGCACGUUCUGGAAAUGUUGCAGCUUGAAAACAAUGAACUGCAAGGUUUGAAACUACAACAUGACCAAAAACUUAAUGAAUUGGAAAAGACUCAAGUUGCAGUGCUGGAAGAGAAAUUAGAGAUAGAGAAUCUCCAGCGAGUGGCCCAGCGCCAGCGAGGGGAAGUAGAGUGGCAGAGGCAGCUACUGGAGAAAAACCAGCAAGAAAACGAGCAGUUAAUGUCCCAGGUGCGUGCUCUGCAAAACAGCACUGAAUCUUUGAACAGAGAAAAGCAGCAGCUUGAGGAAGACUGUCAGAGCUUGGAAAUAAAAUUGUCACAAACCAAAAGAAAUUUAGCUACUACUGAAGAUAGCAGCAAAGCUACACUGUCCAAUGUAGAGAAAAUGCGGUUGGAUGUCAGAAAAUUGCAACAGGAAAUUGAACAACUAAAGAAGCAAAAAAAAUCAUUGAAUGGAGACGUGACAGUAAUACAACAGCAAAUUCAAGAAAAAAAGGAAGAGCUUGAAAUAUUGAAGGAAGAACUAAACGACUCCCGGCAGCAAGUUCAGCUGGCAGAGCAGGAUCUGAAAAAUACCACGAAGCGCCAGGACGAGAUGCUUAGAGAACAGGCAACCCUAGAAGAAGUCACCAGUGAAUGUUUAAGGAAGUGUAAAGAUUGCCAAGAGAGACAGAAAAGGAAGGAGAACCAAUUACAGCAGCUCCAGAGAGAGAUCGAAGAGGGGGAAAUGGAAGUGGCCAAACAAGAAGUGAUUCUUCAAUGCCUCAAGAAAGACUCUGAGUCUGAAGAGAAAAAAUUAGUUGAAUGUACAACUAAACUGAAAAAUCAGAAACAAUUACUGGAGCAGGAGCUAAUGGACCAGCAAAAUACAUUGGAACAAGCAAUUGCAAAAGUAAGAAUGACGGAAGAAAGGAUCAGGAAACUGGAGAAGGAGGAGAGCUGGUAUGCAGCACUUGAAGAAAGAGUCCAAAAAACCAGUCACAAGCUGUCAGAAAAAGAGUUGCAGUUACAGGAGAAAACCAAAGAAAUGGUAUCCCUCCAAGAAGAACUUGGACUCUUGAGGGCAGAGCUAAACCGUCUCCAAGAUCAGAUCAUGUCAGAGAGGGAAAAAGCAGACAAACAAGUCAUCGGUCUGAAGGAAGCCAUUCAAACCCAAAGGACCCAAUUUGAGAGAGAACUUCAUGAGCAAAAGCAUAAAAACAACUAUCUGAGGAAAGAAAUGGCAGCUGUAGAACAAGUGGCACAAGGCAACCACAAACGAGCCAAACGCUUGAUCAAGGAGCUCGGCCAGAUCCAGCAGGAUUAUCUGGACCUCAAGGCACAGAUUCAAACGCAAGAAGAUUUGGAAAAAAGACAGCAAGAAAUAAAGGAUGCAGUGAAGAUGCUUAAAUUGGAGGUGAAAGAUGAAAUCCGAACUGGGCUUAAAUCAUCAAGCCCCUCUCCUCCCGAGCUGCUGGACGAGCUGGAAGCAGAUUUUGAAGUAAAGGAAGGGCUGCAGUGUGAAUUAGAAGAUUUAAAGGAGAAUUUCCCAUUUGCAUCUAAUGAAGAAAGACAGCUGUUGUUUGAAGAGAAGCUUAAUUUAUCCAAAGUCCACCUAAUGGAUGAACACUGGCGCGGAGAAGCACUCCGGGAAAAGCUGCGUCACCACGAAGAUCGGCUCAAGGCUCAGCUACGACAUUGCAUGUCCAAGCAAGUGGAAGUAUUAAUUAAAGGAAAGCAGCAAACGGAGGGGACCCUGCACAGCCUGAAGAGACAAGUCGAUGCGCUAGACGAACUGGUCUGCAGCGCUUCUUCUGACUCCCUGUUUCUCUCCCAAAGCUCAUCGGGGCUCCUCUCCUCCCUUCAGGAUGAUCUUGAUCUUACAAAGAACCAGGCUGCUCCGACGGGAGUUGUCCAGUCCCCCGAGAGAACGACAGAGAGCAUUUCCCAAGUCGCGAUGCCGUACACAAGGACUCUCUCAGUAAAGCCUGGCGGUAAGAGAGUCGUUAAGCCAGCUUUACUUGAACAGCGUGCUAGUUGUGUAGAUCACUGUAGACCUCCUAGAGCAUGUUUAGAGUUUCUCCUCAAACACUGACCAAUGUUGAUCUGUGAAACCAGUGGAAUGGUGAAGAACCCAACUGUCCUUCUAGUACUUGACCUCUUACAGCCUGAAGACUGCUACCUCAUUAGCUGUGAAGUCUCCUUCCGGCCGCUUGUUAAGAAAGCUUGGCCCUGCAUCCCUGAGUAAUCCUUUUGUACUAAUGCUGUAAAAGUUUGUAUGGUUAUGUAAGUACUGAGUCAUUAAUGUUAUAUUGUGCCAAUUAUGUCAACUGUGAGAGGAGGAACUGCUACAGUCACUCAAAACUCGCAGUUCACUUUGUGUUUUGGUUUUGUUUUUUUUUAUACGUUGUGCCUAUAUAUUUUGACAUGCAAAUCUGAUGACAAAGGAACAUUCAUCUGGUGUCAAGAAGUGCAUUAGUCCUUUCAAAUCAGAUUACUUUGGAAUAUUUUCUUAAAAAAAAUAAAAGGGUUGUAUCAACUA
Messenger RNA from Alligator sinensis (Chinese alligator), 7941 nucleotides. RefSeq names its product centriolin (gene CNTRL). The transcript is spliced from 45 exons. The coding region runs from base 289 to 7494 and encodes 2401 amino acids. Gene Ontology annotation, molecular function: protein binding. NCBI's taxonomy places the organism in Eukaryota, Metazoa, Chordata, Crocodylia, Alligatoridae. The record is from RefSeq and is a predicted model, not a curated record.